AUGAUCAGUGAGCUCACCCCUCUUCGAAAUGCAGUUGAAGACGAUGUCCAAUGCAUGGAAUCAGCCGUAAAUUCCAAAACAGCUUCUGAGGGUGUAACAGAUCAUAGUGAAAGUCAAUCCCUUAUUACGUCAUUCGACGGUCUCUAUCAUGAAUUGGCUGCGUUCGCUGACGUGCACAAGUUAACAAUGUCACCUUCGAUGGACGUAGCAACGUCUUCUUUCUCAAAUCACAACAGUAGUAUACAGAAUUUAUCAGCUUUUCAGCUACCUAAGCGUUCAUUUUCUAUAUUUUCCGGUGUGAUGACCGAAUGGCAGAGUUUUGAUGAUUUGUUUAACUCUAUCCUGUCACACGCUCCUGAACUGCACGACGUUGAACGAUUUGAAUUUCUAAAAAUGUCUCUAAAGGGUGAAGCCUUAUCACUGGUGUCCCAUCUUGCGUUAACGGCUACAAACUAUGCUAGUGCGUGGAAAAUCUUGCGUUCCCGUUAUGGCAACAAACGUGAUCUUGCCCGUAUUCACCUUGAUGCUCUGCUCGCUAAACAGAAUGUUAAGGCUAAUGAUGGGACCUCUAUACAAACUCAGAUUAAUACGAUCUUAGAGAACACUGCUGCUUUGGAUAAUCUUGAUUUCGUGACGCGCCAGUGGAGCCCGCUUCUGGUACAUGUCGUUGAAAAACACCUCGACUAUGAGCUACGUGCUAGAUGGGAAUUGGUUGUUGGGGAUAACCACUAUCCACAAUUAAUAUCUGAGUUUGUCGAUUUCUUGCGUACACAUUUGCGGUCUGCGGAAAUUUAUUCCAAUUGUACCUCAGUUGACCGUCCAGAUAGUGUACCCAAAACUCACAAGUCAAGUAGACAGUCAAGUUUUAAACCUCGUUCGUCUUCCACCGUUCUAGCAACUACCUCUAGUAACUCACCAGUAAAGCCGUGUCCACUCUGUAAUGCACCUCACUCAAUCAGAUUAUGUAAAUUAUUUACCGACAAGCCUCCGAAUGAACGCUUUUCUGUCGCAAAAUCUCAUCGCUUGUGUAUAAAUUGCCUUGGAUCCGGUCAUUCGUCAGUGAAUUGCGCCUCUAAGUAUAAAUGUCAGUCGUGUAAACGAAGUCAUCACACGCUGUUACAUUUUGACUCAACUACUGCUCCAUCACGUCCUUCAGGGUCCAUGACGUCAACUGGUGGAUCCACUGCGUCCUCAGAUUCUAUGCCUUCGGGUGGUGUCUCACAUACCACGACAUGUCUUGUUCGAGGCCAGCCUCAGAGUGUCGUGUUGCUGUCUACAGCUCUUGUUGAUGUAUAUGCUGCUGAUGGACGACGUCAUGUCUUGAGAGCUUUGUUGGAUUGCGGGUCACAAGCAAGCUUCAUCACUGAGAAAGCGUGUUGUGCGUUAAUGCUUCGUCGGUAUCAUUCACCUGUUAGUGUUUCUACGUUCGCUAGUACAGCGUCGACGUGUGUUAGUGGGAAAUGUAGUAUAAAUAUUGUUCCCUGUGGCUUACAGUCACCAUCAGUCUCCACUGACGUAUCAAUAAUUUCUAAAAUCACCGGGCCAACUCCUCAAUCACCGUUAUUAACUGGGCGAUGGGCACAUAUUCAGAAUUUACCCUUAGCAGAUCCAUCAUACAACAUCCCUGGUGCUAUCGAUUUGUUAUUGGGAGCCGAUCUGUUACCCUCGAUUUACCUGGAUGGUAUGCAAAGUGGUCUGGUUGGUGAACCCAUCGCCAUGAACACUAUAUUUGGUUGGGUUCUCUUGGGACCAAUGGAUUCAUGUGACCGUUCUUCCAUUACUACAAUGUGUCUCACUAUCUCCGAACCACUCGAUUCACUAUUGAAACAAUUCUGGGAGCUUGAAGAACUGCCUAUCACCUGCCAUUUGAGCCCCGCUGAUAUUGCUGCAGAACAAAUAUACCAAUCAACGACCACCCGUUUAAGUUCUGGACGAUUUGUCGUCUCGAUUCCUUUUCUGAAACCAUUGCCGUUGCUCGGCGAUUCGAGGACGUUGGCUCUUCAGAGGUUCAGGGCCCUUGAAUUCAGAUUAAAUCGUAACAAAACACUACAGACUCAGUACGCUGAAUUUAUGCGCGACUACUUAACAGCUGGUCAUAUGGAAAUGAUUCCACCCGCUGAUCAAGGAAAUCCGUAUCAUUACUAUAUUCCGCACCAUUGUGUUAUCAAACCAGACAGCCUUACUACCAAACUGAGGGUAGUCUUCAACGCAUCUGCCAAGACUUCAGCUGGUAUAUCACUUAAUGAAAGUAUGUACACAAGUCCCAAACUGCAACCUGACAUACAAGUUGUUCUACUUCGUGCUCGACUGUGGAAAUACCUAUUCAUGGCUGACAUAAAACAAAUGUAUCGCCAGAUCCUCGUUAGACCCGAAGACAGAGACUAUUUGCGGAUCUUGUGGAGAUUUUCGUCUACCUCUCAAAUUGACGAAUACCGUUUAUGUACCGUGACAUAUGGAACGUCAGCUGCACCCUUCCAAGCGCUCCGCACCGUCCGUGAACUAGCCAACGAGCGAACUCAACAGAAGCUGCUCUUGAAUGUCAAUCUCAAUUAA
Myzus persicae (green peach aphid) is the source of this 2553-nucleotide messenger RNA. RefSeq lists its product as uncharacterized. The record is from RefSeq and is a predicted model, not a curated record. Bases 1 to 2553 code for a protein of 850 amino acids. The transcript is spliced from 2 exons. Lineage: Eukaryota; Metazoa; Arthropoda; Insecta; Hemiptera; Aphididae.